Cokeromyces recurvatus is the source of this 439-nucleotide messenger RNA. RefSeq names its product DNA-directed RNA polymerase II subunit RPB9. The coding region runs from base 52 to 396 and encodes 114 amino acids. Gene Ontology annotation, biological process: transcription-coupled nucleotide-excision repair; transcription initiation at RNA polymerase II promoter; maintenance of transcriptional fidelity during transcription elongation by RNA polymerase II. Gene Ontology annotation, molecular function: nucleic acid binding; zinc ion binding; DNA-directed RNA polymerase activity. The transcript has 4 exons. Gene Ontology annotation, cellular component: RNA polymerase II, core complex. The record is from RefSeq and is a predicted model, not a curated record. Lineage: Eukaryota; Fungi; Mucoromycota; Mucoromycetes; Mucorales; Mucoraceae.
UUUUUUUUUACUUUCUUCUUUUUUGUUUACAUACACAUAUACAUAUCCACAAUGGCUACUUUUAAAUAUUGUUUAGAAUGCAAUAACUUAUUAUACCCAAGAGAAGAUAAAGCUCAACGAAAAUUAUUAUUUGCAUGUCGAAAUUGCUCAUAUAGUGAAGAAGCAGAAAAUCUUUGUGUUUAUCGACAUGAAAUUAUGCAUGGACCUUCAGAACAAACAAUGAUGUUGACUGAUUUGAGCACAGAUCCAACUCUUCCUCGUGCCAACAUUCAAUGCGCAAUUUGUGGCUAUCCAGAAGCUGUCUUCUUUCAAUCUUCUUCGAGACGUGCAGAUGCGAAAAUGACUUUAUUCUAUGUUUGUGGUAAUAGAGCUUGUGGUCACCGUUGGACAGAUUAAGAAUCACAGCAGCAUUCUCUCUUUUUUUUUUUUUUUUUUUUUU